GGCUAUCAUCAGUCAAAACCAAGCGCGGUGCUUGAGAAAUCCAGAUGUUGAACUUGAAAUUGAGGUACAAAGCUACGUCGGCCACUCUCAAUUUAUUUCAGUUGGAUGCGUUUGGUAUAUUACUCCUGCGUGACGUCUUUGGGGUUUAUCUGUGUAAAGUGUUGGGAAAGUAUUCCAAACUUUCACGUGACUGUCUGUGGCUGAACCAACAGCUACUUUCCUUGAAAAAUAGUUGGCAACACUUGCUGCAUAGGCUACACGAGGAGCGACCUUAAAGAAGACUUACAAAUAUCACAAAGCCUGACUGGACACCUAGCUACUUUCGGUCUUUUAACACUUGGAUACCACAUGCACUGCACGUUUGGAAAUGUUGUGAUUGGUGAGGGAAUUAAAUAAAAAAAUUCUUGCGCGAUAAAGGAAAGCCUCUUCUAUUUCUCACGUAUUGCCAGAAGUGGAUAGGAUGGCUUUUCUCCACUUACUCGCUAUUGGGAUGUUUUCAUUGCCGCUCUGCGGUGCGUUUUUUAAUGGACCUCUGUAUCCCGAGAUGUCUAACGGCACGUUCCACCACUACUUUGUGCCAGACGGCGACUAUGAGAAUAACGAUGAUCCGGAAAAAUGUCAAAUGCUUUUUAAAAUGACAGACGACCGAAAAUGCGUUCUUGACGAGGACCAAGAUUCGGUCAUCCGAGACGAUUUCACGAUCAUCAAGAGACACAUCGAAGACGCGGCCAGAAUGCUGGAGGGGAUCGGAAAAAGUAUUUAUUUUGAUUUGGACGGAGAGGACAGCUAUGGAAAAUAUUUGAGAAGGGAGACGACUCAGAUUGGCGAGGCUUUUACAAACUCUGAAAAGGCUCUGUUAGAACUGGAGGUGAAAUUCAAACAGAGUCAGCAGAACGAGCUGAAGGAGGAGCACCGCAUAAACGACGACUUUCUGAACAUGGUUGUCCACACAAGGGACGUGCUAAAGGGAACACUGGACAUAUCUGUGGGGUUGAAGGAUAAACACGAGCUUCUCUCUCUCAUAAUUCGAAGUCACGGGACCAGAUUAGGCCGACUGAAAAAUGAAUACAUGAAGGUUAAACUUGGGUAAAUCGGUUAAACCUAGUUGUAAAAGUAGACUACGAGGAAAAUAAUAUUGUCGAAGUCAUGUCGAAUUUCAUUGCAUAUUUAUAUUAACGGAGAGAUAAAACAUGCAGAGACAGAUAUGAUACCAGUGUUUUAUUUAUUCAAAAAAAACAAUAGACCUAGUAAAAUGUAAUUAAUUGACAAUGUUGUCGGUUCAUUUUGUGUAGGUAGGUUUACUUGUGGCAACAUUAUUUGGGCAUUUGCAAUAUGGCGUUGCGUUAAAAUGCCUUUGCAAUUGAUAAUUGUCGAUGCCUUGCUCUGACAGAGAUUUCAAAGAUGACUAUUCAUUCAUAGCGGUGACGUUGUCUAACAGUUGCAACAGGUGUUAUUUAUACAGUAUGUGACAUAGGCCAACAGAAUCUACUUGGCAGCAUUUUUCUCUCAUAAAUCUUGCCUUCAAUUGAGUGAAUUUGGCUGGAAAUUAUUGAAAUGUUUACAAUGCAUCACAAUUUGCAUUUUUCUUUUUACAGUAAGGCCAAUUAACACGAGCUUUAAAUAAUACUUUGAACAAUUCUUGACUUUGUUAAACAUGUAAGGUUGUGACUUAUUAUUUCUAUAUCCCUUUGCCAUUUUGUGAAUGCAAUAUCAUUUGGGGAAAUGUUCAGAGCAUGUUAUUGGAAUAAAUGCUGUGCGUGUCAAUAUCUAUGUGACGGAAGAGCUUAAUUGUAUUCGUUAUUUUUGGCUAAUAUGUUUCAAUAUCUGCAAUAUAUAUUGUUUUUCUUUUUAAAAUUAUAUAUAUGGCAACAAGUAUGAUAAAUACUUAAGACUGCAGGCAGCACUCAUGGACUUCAAACACUGAUGUCUGUGGCAACAUUCCUAAAAGGUUUUGUGUGUUCCGUUUUUAAUUAAAGAUUUUGUGUUUGAAGUUCUACUCAGGUGUUGGGACAACUCGUUAUUAUAGACAAGACUGAACUACAGCUGGUGAAACCAAUGAUUUGCACAGCUUUCUAUGUCAAAUGGUAGUUGGCCUCUUUACAGGUUCAUCUCUUGUAUGACCUAAAUUGAUAUUGUUGUAUAAUGAUACCAUCUAUUUUUUAAUAUUUGUGCAAAUCUUUCUAAAACAGAAAAUGGACAUCAAUGAACAAAGAGGUAUCUGAACAAAAUCCAAGGUAUGAAUACUGUCAUGUGCUAUUUUGUGGAUUCACAGACUUCACCCCCGUACAUCUCUGAUGAAUAUAACAGGAAACCUGUUUGAUCACCAUGCACUGCAAAAUCAUUUUGGCUAUGGAUACGGAGAACAUCAACGCAUUAACAUCAACAGGCCAGAGGAUAUACCCAUUGGACUUGGGGCUCUGCUGGGAGUUUAACUCAUAUUUGGAUAUUUUUAUUCUGCUUUGCCAUUUAAAUCAUAAUAAAUACUGACAACUAAAAUAGCACUCUUCAUGACAUUGUUCAUAUCCCUCUUGUUGGUGGAAAUAAUUUUUCAUUACUAAAGCAAAUAUUCUUGCAAUUCUAUACAUUUGAUAUUAAAAAUGACAACAGAAUCUGUGCUAAAAAAAAUAAAUAAAAACGUUAGUUGGCUUGG
Oncorhynchus masou masou (cherry salmon) is the source of this 2650-nucleotide messenger RNA. RefSeq names its product fin bud initiation factor-like. The transcript has 2 exons. The record is from RefSeq and is a predicted model, not a curated record. NCBI's taxonomy places the organism in Eukaryota, Metazoa, Chordata, Actinopteri, Salmoniformes, Salmonidae. The coding region runs from base 461 to 1090 and encodes 209 amino acids.